This is a messenger RNA of Emys orbicularis (European pond turtle), 1338 nucleotides long. It is a transcript of the gene FKBP6, whose product is annotated as FKBP prolyl isomerase family member 6 (inactive). Lineage: Eukaryota; Metazoa; Chordata; Testudines; Emydidae. The coding region runs from base 1 to 1338 and encodes 445 amino acids. The record is from RefSeq and is a predicted model, not a curated record. Gene Ontology annotation, biological process: spermatogenesis; piRNA processing. Gene Ontology annotation, cellular component: cytoplasm. Gene Ontology annotation, molecular function: Hsp90 protein binding; peptidyl-prolyl cis-trans isomerase activity. The transcript is spliced from 9 exons.
AUGGCGGGGCGCGGCCGGGGCUGGCCGCGGGAGCAGCUCAACGGGCUGCAGGCGCGGGCCGGGGGCGGCGCGUCUCCUUACCAGCGGUUGGGCCAACGCAUGCAGGAUAUUACUGGUGAUAGAGGGGUGUUAAAGGAGGUUAUCCGUGCUGGCGCUGGAGAAAUUGUGCCCCAGGAUGCUUCUGUGUUAGUGAAAUAUUCUGGGUACCUGGAAUACGUGGAUAAGCCCUUUGACACAAACUGGUACAGGAGGAAUCCUAGGCUGAUGAAACUUGGAGAAGAGAUUACACUUCAGGGCAUGGAGGUUGGCCUACUGACCAUGAAGAAAGGAGAGUCGGCAAGAUUUCUCUUCACACCAAGUUAUGCCUAUGGGGCAUUGGGCUGUCCUCCUUUGAUUCCCCCUAAUGCCACAGUCUUGUUUGAGAUGGAGCUUCUGGACUUUCUAGACUCGGCUGAAUGUGACAAAUUCUUUGUUUUGACGACUGAGCAGCAGGAUACGUUCCCACUACAGCAGGUGCUGAAAGUGGCAAACACAGAGAGGGAGUUUGGCAAUUACCUCUUCCGCCAGAAGCGCUUCAUGGAUGCCAGAGAGAGAUACAAGCGGGCCUCUUUGAUCCUGUGUCGCAGGCCUUCCAGUGGGGAUGAGCAGUGCCAGAUUGAUGCUGCCAAACUGCUGGUGUUCCUGAAUCUAUCAUUUACUUACCUGAAGCUGGAGCGUCCUGUCCGAGCUCUGACAUAUGGAGAAAAGGCGCUGGAGAUCGACGAGAGAAAUGCCAAAGCAUUAUUCAGGUGUGGCCAGGCUUGUCUCUCUCUGACAGAAUAUGAAAAAGCUCGGGAUUUCCUUGUCAGAGCUCAAAAAGAACAACCCUUUAAUCACGAUAUUAACAAUGAGCUGAAAAAGCUGGCCAGCUGUUACAGGGACUACAUGGAUAAGGAGAAGGAAAUGUGCUGCCGAAUGUUUGCUCCUCUCAGCUUUUCUCCUGUGGAACCAGAAAUAAAGGUAACAAACAAACAGUCAAGAGGAGCAUGUGGGUUGAAACAGGCAGCUCCGGAUGUCCGGAUGCCUUCCACGCCUGAAGCCCUCCAGGCGGCCCAGGGCGUCAAGUCCAUGCCUUUGCCUGGAGCGCCGCCAAUGUCGGCCCUGCGCUCCAGACGCAAGCCGCCGCUGGGAUCCCCGCAGCCACCUCUGGCCCGGUACCGGUCUCGGUCCAGGGAACGUUCCCAACGCCGAUCACCGCUCGGGGCAGAGUCCAGGUGGAUCGCCCUCGACGCCGACCAGACUGUCUGGCUGGAUUCCGUCCAGCCGGGACUUGCGGCACCGCUCAUCCUCAAGGAGUGA